Messenger RNA from Drosophila albomicans, 690 nucleotides. Its product is annotated as V-type proton ATPase 16 kDa proteolipid subunit c-like. The transcript has a single exon. Gene Ontology annotation, molecular function: proton-transporting ATPase activity, rotational mechanism. The record is from RefSeq and is a predicted model, not a curated record. Gene Ontology annotation, biological process: proton transmembrane transport. Lineage: Eukaryota; Metazoa; Arthropoda; Insecta; Diptera; Drosophilidae. The coding region runs from base 153 to 638 and encodes 161 amino acids. Gene Ontology annotation, cellular component: proton-transporting V-type ATPase, V0 domain.
ACACAAACUGUGAGUUGGCAAAUCAAUUUGACGAGUCAGUUCCCAACUGAAAUCAACUUAGUCGACAAACAAACGUCGAAGGAUUGAGAGUAUUUUGUUUUUGUUUGGUGUGAAUUUGGAAAACGUUUGUCAGUUCUUCCCCAUCGUAAGCGAUGAGCAGUGAACCAGGAGCCGAAAACGAGGAUGAUAAACCGCCGUAUGCCUUCUUCUUUGGCGGAAUGGGAGCUGCCUCAGCCAUCAUCUUCUCAUCAUUAGGCGCCUCUUAUGGCACCGCGAAAUCGGGCACAGGAAUCGCUGCGAUGGCUGUAAUGCGACCCGAAUUGAUUAUGAAGUCCAUCAUACCCGUGGUGAUGGCUGGCAUUAUAGCCAUCUAUGGAUUGGUUGUCUCUGUGCUAAUUGCCGGCUCCUUAUCGCCGAGUUAUACCAUUCGAAAGGGUUACAUUCAUCUGGCCGCUGGACUGUCGGUGGGAUUCGCUGGACUGUCUGCGGGAUUUGCGAUUGGCAUUGUGGGAGAUGCCGGAGUGAGGGGCACAGCACAGCAACCGCGUCUAUUUGUGGGUAUGAUUCUGAUCUUGAUCUUUGCUGAGGUCCUGGGUCUGUACGGUCUCAUUGUGGCCAUCUACUUGUAUACGAAGUAAUCAUGUUGAUUGCUCCUUCAGUGUGUGUUUCAUUAAAUAGUCAUGAUACCAA